Sitophilus oryzae (rice weevil) is the source of this 1432-nucleotide messenger RNA. RefSeq names its product neural-cadherin-like. Gene Ontology annotation, biological process: homophilic cell-cell adhesion. The record is from RefSeq and is a predicted model, not a curated record. Lineage: Eukaryota; Metazoa; Arthropoda; Insecta; Coleoptera; Curculionidae. Gene Ontology annotation, cellular component: plasma membrane. The annotation marks the transcript as partial. Gene Ontology annotation, molecular function: calcium ion binding. The transcript has 3 exons.
GGAAACAGUAAAUCUUCCUUGUGCUUACUCCACGGAGUUUUUCUAUUAAUCACCUUAACACACCGCCAAUGCCUUACGACACCACCAGCUGAAACCGCGAUUAUCCACCCCACCACCACGAUGGACCUCAGGCACAUCUCCAUUCUGCUGGUCCUAGCCACCCUCGGGGCCGCUAGCCCUGAAACGGUCUCGGUUAUACCCCACGACGCUCAUCCCGGCUACAGCGUCAAGAAAUUCAACGAACACUUCUCCUUAGUCAAUUCCAGCUUCAGUCAGUUCUUCACCAUGCUCCAGGACGGCUCCAUAAUGACAGUCAGCGACGUCAGUCCUUUGGUAGAUCGCCCGGUCGAUCUGUUCGUCAUGGAAAACGAUGGUAACACCACCAAACAGCAUCUUUUACAAUUGUACGUGCUGGACAGGCGAAAUAUGCUGAGUUUUAAGCAUGAUGACGAAGACAUCGUUGGUAGGGUUGCUGAAAAUCAACCUACAGGGACUAGAGUUGCGGGUCUGUCACUACUCCAAGCUUCUGCCUGUGUAAACAUUCCGGUCAUGUACAGUAUAAUAGCUGGAAACACUGGUCAGGCUUUCGAACUGAGAAACAGUGUGACUGGUGAUACUUCGCCUAACGUGACAGUUGACGAUUCCGGAGGGGUUUACGUAGUUACCGCUCAAGUUUUAGACAGGGAAGAAGUAAGUAGGUACGUGCUUACCAUCCAGGCCAGUGAUUGCAGUGGAAUCAACAAAGCCGUUACAAACAUUGUAAUAGAAGUUGAAGACGAGAACGAUAACAGUCCAGUGUUCUCGCAGAAAGUGUACACGUUUGUCGUGGGAGAUAAUUCUUUGGAAGGUGAUAACGUCACGAUGGCGUGGAAGAGGUUCUCUUCGAUAGGGAAAGUGGAAGCAACUGAUGCCGAUGGUGAUAAAGUAGCGUACAAAUUGGUUACACCUACUAGUUUUCUGGUGAUUGUGCCGCAAACUGGUGAUUUGCUCCUGGCACUUGAACCGAUAGAGGAAGUUGAAUUGGAGCUUGUCGUUGAGGCGCAUGAUUUGCGUAUUCCUAGUAGAACUUCACCGAGACCUGCUCAAGUUAUCUUUCAUUUUAAGCCGCCAGAGGAGUCGACUGCUUUUGAUCUACAAUCUCUCCAAGAAGAUGGUGAGAUUCUGCACAGAGAAAAACGUAGAGUGACGCGUGCUGUUCGACCAACAAAACGCAUUGAAUUCACCGAAACCGAUGGAGAAAUAGAGGGAAGAGUAGUUUUCCAAUUGGAGAAGGAAACGGACAAGGAAACCUUCAAAAUUCGCGAUGAAAACAGUUGGGUGAUCGUCGAACCCAAUGGUUCUGUGAAAGUGAGGAAGAAGUGGGACUAUGAAGAACUUGGACCUGAGAAGACCAUCGAUUUUUGGGUGACUAUUACCAACGCCGAGAAAGGAG